Molecule: messenger RNA, 1227 nt
Organism: Amoebophrya sp. A120
Lineage: Eukaryota; Dinophyceae; Syndiniales; Amoebophryaceae
Source: the annotation of a GenBank genome assembly
UAGAAAUGGAAUCUGUAAUGCGGAUUUGCCUCAAAAAAAAGCUUAUGCCUUCAGCAUUUAUUUGCAAUGCAAUCUGCGGAUUUGCCUCAAGAAGAGUCUCCUAUUCUUUCUUGAGGCAAAUCCACCAAGCUACAGACUCCAUUUCCAAUGCAUUACAGAUCCUGUUUCUAUUGCUGAUGAAUUUCAUUUGCGGACUUGCCUCAAGAAAGAACUUGAGGACUUCAGCACUAGAAACGGAAUCUGUAAUGCGGAUUUGCCUCAGAGAGUCUUCUAGACAUAAAUCCCUCAAGAAGUCUUCUUGAGACAAAUCCGCAUUACAGAUUCGCUUUGCAAUGCUGAGGAAUUCCAUUUGCGGACUUGCCUCCAAAAAAAGCUUUAGAGCUUCAGCAUUAGGAAUGGAAUCUGUAAUGCGGAUUUGCCUCAAGAACUUCUUGAGGAAAAUCCGCAUCACAGAUUCCAUUUCCAAUGCUUGUAGAAAUGUAAUCUGUAAUGCGGAUUUGCCUCAGGAACAGGAACUUCUUGAGGAAAAUCCGCAUCACAGAUUCCAUUUCCAAUGCUUGCAGAGAUUGAAUCUGUAAUGCGGAUUUGCCUCAAGAACUAGCAUCACAAAUUCGCAAGCUCAUGAUAAAAAGUUUACUUGAAUCGACUCCAGUUCUUGAAAAAUAACCAGCUGUCAACUUCAAAAUAGCAGUACGUGGAAAAUAGAACAACCGGUAAGCGCUUUACAGUUUUGACUUUUUACAAUUUCAAUUGCAACAGAGGUCCGCCACAAAUUAGAAUUUCAGAUUUUACAAUACUAGACUGCUUACUUCUGGAUUUAACACAAACAACUUCAGAAUUUACAACUUUCGACUCACCUACUUGGAUAGGAUGUGUACAGAAAUUUUACUUCCCCGAUCCACAGAUACGCAGCGACUGUAUCCAUUUGUGAAAGUGGAAAAGAUGCUGCUGUUCUGUUUUUGGGGUCGUAGCUACGUCAGCUCCAUCUCGUAGAAAAACUUUUUUGGAUUUCUCGUAUGUAGCAGCUCGCUAGCGUCAGAAAGAGCAAAGUUCUCGCUCAUUGGGAUAAAAACAAUUCGUAGUCAGACCAAUAUUUCUAUUCGUCGCACUACGUACAAAAUGCAUUACAAAUUACCACAGAAAAGCACACGAAAACUUCACACCGAGAAGAACCCUGAACCGAAGCCAAUUGCUGCCUCGACGAGAAAACAGGAAUUUUGUUUUUUG